This is a messenger RNA of Humulus lupulus (European hop), 529 nucleotides long. RefSeq lists its product as uncharacterized. The coding region runs from base 44 to 433 and encodes 129 amino acids. Lineage: Eukaryota; Viridiplantae; Streptophyta; Magnoliopsida; Rosales; Cannabaceae. The transcript is spliced from 2 exons. The record is from RefSeq and is a predicted model, not a curated record.
UAAGCCAACCUGUCCUCUCCCUUUUGCAUAUCCUGAUUUGGACAUGUACAUAGUUGCUCAGGCCAUUGGGACGCCAAUAGCGUGGCCUAAGGAUUUUGUCAUUAUAUCUGAAGAUGUAACUCAUGAGACUCCCUCUACAAGUAGGACCAAAUCACAACGACCAAGAGCUCCAUCAACACAACAACCUCGAGAAAGAAGACGACAACAAACUCCUCCAACACAAUUGGCCCACACUCCAUUGGAACGAUUACAGAAUAUCGUAUCUCAUUGGGAUGAUGGCGAGUGUGUCAAUCUAGGCAUAGAGUCUGAAGUUUUUGAUCAGGAUAUGUCUCACUGUUAUAUAUUUAAGGAUGACAUACUUCAGUUUGCUCGAAAGGAGAAGAUUGGACAAGCAGUACUCGUCAGCUACAUGAGGUAUAUAUCUCACAAAUAAGUUUGUUCAUUUAAUUUUCUAAUUUGAUUUAUUCAUUCAUAUAAUAAUUUUUCAUAUUUUUGUAUUAGGUUCAUUUACAGAUAUGUGGUACAACAA